Molecule: messenger RNA, 1044 nt
Organism: Arabis nemorensis
Lineage: Eukaryota; Viridiplantae; Streptophyta; Magnoliopsida; Brassicales; Brassicaceae
Source: the annotation of a GenBank genome assembly
AUGUCUAGGCAAGUCACAAGGCUUCUCGGAUCUUUAUCCUCCAAAGCUCGCCGUUGUUCUAGCGGCGGCUCUGAGGUUUUUCCGUCGUGCCAAUCUCUCAGUUCGUUGAUCCAAUCUCGCUGCUUUGCGUCGGAUCCUCCGCCUCCUGCGGCGGUUUUCGUUGACAAAAACACCCGAGUCAUGUGUCAAGGUAUCACCGGAAAGAACGGGACUUUCCACACUGAACAAGCCAUUGAGUACGGCACCAAAAUGGUGGCAGGAGUGACACCGAAGAAGGGUGGAACAGAACACUUAGGUCUACCUGUUUUCAACUCUGUUGCUGAAGCUAAGGCUGAGACGAAAUCAAAUGCUUCUGUGAUCUAUGUUCCUGCGCCUUUUGCUGCUGCUGCGAUUAUGGAGGGUAUUGAGGCUGAAUUAGAUCUUAUUGUGUGCAUUACCGAAGGAAUCCCUCAACAUGACAUGGUACGUGUAAAGCAUGCUCUUAACAGUCAAUCGAAAACUAGGUUGAUUGGUCCAAACUGCCCUGGGAUUAUCAAGCCUGGUGAAUGCAAGAUUGGAAUUAUGCCGGGAUACAUCCACAAGCCUGGGAAGAUUGGAAUUGUCUCUCGAUCUGGAACCUUGACAUAUGAAGCUGUUUUCCAAACAACUGCAGUGGGUCUUGGUCAAUCUACUUGUGUAGGAAUCGGUGGGGAUCCUUUUAACGGGACAAACUUUGUCGACUGCUUGGAGAAAUUCUUUGUUGAUCCUCAAACAGAAGGUAUUGUUCUCAUUGGCGAAAUCGGAGGCACUGCAGAAGAAGAUGCCGCAGCUUUGAUAAAGGAAAGUGGUACUGAUAAGCCUGUUGUUGCUUUUAUUGCUGGACUUACUGCUCCACCGGGUCGCCGAAUGGGUCAUGCUGGAGCCAUUGUUUCCGGUGGUAAAGGUACGGCUCAGGACAAGAUUAAGAGUUUAAAUGAUGCGGGAGUGAAGGUUGUUGAAUCUCCGGCUAAGAUCGGAGCGGCGAUGUAUGAUCUCUUUAAAGAAAGAGGUCUUUUGAAGCAGUGA